This is a messenger RNA of Hansenula anomala, 1683 nucleotides long. It is a transcript of the gene TPO4, whose product is annotated as Tpo4p. Bases 1 to 1683 code for a protein of 560 amino acids. Gene Ontology annotation, cellular component: membrane. Gene Ontology annotation, molecular function: spermine transmembrane transporter activity; spermidine transmembrane transporter activity. Lineage: Eukaryota; Fungi; Ascomycota; Saccharomycetes; Phaffomycetales; Wickerhamomycetaceae. The transcript has a single exon. The record is from RefSeq and is a predicted model, not a curated record. Gene Ontology annotation, biological process: spermine transport; spermidine transport; transmembrane transport.
AUGGCUUUACAAAGAACAUUAUCGAGACGUUCAGUCACUCGUCAAUCUUUGCUACAAAAGGAUGAGAAAUCAUUAAAAGCUAUUCAAAGUAAUCAAGGAGAAGAUGAAGAAGAAAUUGACCCAGCCACAUUGGAUUGGGAUGGUCCAGAUGAUAAAGAAAAUCCAAAAAAUUGGCCAACAUGGAAAAAAUGGGCAAUCACAAUGUCAACUGCUAUGAUUUGUCUAGAAGUUUCAUUUGGUUCCUCUUUAUAUGUUUGUGGUGUUCCAGAUAUUAUGAUGAAGAUGAAAGUUUCUCAAGAAUUGGCAAUUUCCGGUCUUACAUUUUAUUUAUUAGGUCUUGCUUUUGGUCCUGCCUUAGCUGCUCCAUUUUCUGAAUUAUUCGGUAGAAGAAUCGUCUAUGUUGUUUCUUUACCAGUCUCUAUGCUUUUCACUAUGGGUGUUGGUUUAUCUUCACAUAUCCGUGAUAUUUUAGUUUUAAGAUUCUUUGCAGGUUUCUUUGCAUCUCCAGCAAUGGCUGUUGCUGGUGGUACUAUUGCUGAUAUGUGGGAUUUUGAAAUGAUGGGUCUUGCAAUGGCUGGGUUCUGUCUUGCUCCAUUCAUGGGUCCUGUUUUAGGUCCUGUUAUUGGUGGUUUUGUUGCUGAAAAAGAAGGUUGGAAAUGGACAAUGUGGGUUAAUUUAAUGUUUGCAGGUGGUAUUCUAUUACCUGUUCUAUUAUCUCCAGAAACUUAUAAACCAGUGUUAUUAAAGAAAAGAGCUAAGAAGCGUGGAUUAAAAUUACAAAAACCACAAAUUAGUGGGUUAGAAUUCUUGAAGUUCAUUAUGUUUAUCACUUUGAUGACACCAAUGAAGAUGCUUGUUGUGGAACCAAUUGUCAUGGUUUUCUCAAUCUAUAUUGCAUUUGUUUUUGCUGUCCUUUUCGGUUUCUUUGAAGCUUAUCCAAUCAUUUUCAGAGGUACUUACAAGAUGUCAUUAGGUGUUUCAGGUUUGGCCUUCCUUGGUGUUGGUGUUGGUUUAGUCUGUGGUACUAUCUUCUACAUCGUUAUUGAUCGUUAUAAAUUUUUCAAAAAGAAUGAAGAUGGUACUCGUGGUCCAAGAGAUGAUCAAAAUAGAUUAAUCUUGGAAGCUCCAGAAACAAGAUUAAUCAUUUGUAAAGUUGGUGCAAUUGCCCUCCCACCAUCAUUAUUCUGGUUAGGUUGGUCUUCAAGAGAAUCUGUUCAUUGGAUUUGUCCAAUCAUUUCAGGUGCGCUUUUCGGUUUUGGUUUAAUUUUAAUUUUCUUUUCAGUCGUUUUAUAUUUCUCAAUGUCUUAUCCACCAUUAUCUUUAGCAUCUGCAUUAGCUGCCAACAAUUUGUUCAGAUAUAUCAUGGCUUCUGUUUUCCCAUUAUUCACUGUGCAAAUGUAUCAAAAAUUACAUAUUGAUUGGGCUUCUUCAUUAUUCGCCUUCAUUGCAUUAGCUAUGGUUCCUGUUCCUUGGAUUUUUGAAAAAUGGGGUCCAGCUUUAAGAAAUAAAUCUUAUUAUGGUUAUGCUGCAAUGAUUAGAAGAGAGAAGGAACAAUCACAAAAAUUGGAAAACUUACAAAAUGAUGCUGAUGAAGAAUUCUUAAGAAAAGAAGGUGAUGGUACUGUUCAAAAUAGUUCAAGUGAAAGUGAAAAUGUUAAUGAAAAGGCACAUAAUAGAGUAUAG